AUGGUGAAACGAGGCCGGCCGUCUCUCAACCUGACGCCCGAGGAGCGCGUUCAGCGCCGCCGGCUGCAACUCGUUGCCUCCCAACGCAAGCGCAGGGCCCAUAAAAGGCUCGCCCAGCAGCCCAAGGCCACGGAAUCUCCCGACUCGCUCCCGGUGAGGCCGGAUGAGGAGGCGCUUUGUCAGUUUUACGAUGCCAUGUUCUCGGACGGUGACGCAACCAAUGCCAGCGCCGCUCGCAAGAUGCCAUCAUCAUCAUCAUCGGAUCCUCACCCUCACUCUCACUCUCACUCCUACUCGCCGCCCACAGUCUGCCACAACUGCGGAUCGGCACCGCUGGACAUGGCCGCCCUGACUGCGGUCGUGUCCGCUCAUUCACCGGCAAGUCUUAUGAGGACUUCCACCCUAAGAACAGAUACUUAUGCUUCAUCCUCCAGACUCGCCGGCCCGAUGCCGUCCUCAUCAACAUGGGAUGAAUACCCGUCCACGACGACCGCGCCUGACAAACCAGGCAUCGACCAACACUUCUUCACCGACGAGCAUCUUGCGCAAGCGUACAACGGUAUGCCUCUGCUGGACUCUAUACUCGACUCAUUGGAGCCACUUGGCAUGGGCUUAGGCGGCAACUCUUUACUGGGUGAAUUGACUCCAACCUCCAACCCGGAGGCGGAGGGAAUCAGCGCGCCAGCCCCUGCCAAGGAGACGGAGAAUGUCUUUCUGCUCGGCCGAUUCAGCACAGUGAACAACGAAUGGAUGCCGACGAAUGGAAACGAGACAUCGUAUGCCGUUGAAAAGGCUAUCGCAUCCCGCCGGCCACCGUCUCCAUCUCCCGAAGAAGAUGAUGACCCAACGUUAUCUGGCGAUAGUGUCGAUCCCUUACCGCCAUGGGCGGGAGCUAAGCAAUUAAUAUUCAUGGGGCUCUAA
Molecule: messenger RNA, 921 nt
Organism: Trichoderma harzianum CBS 226.95
Lineage: Eukaryota; Fungi; Ascomycota; Sordariomycetes; Hypocreales; Hypocreaceae
Exons: 2
Coding region: 1-921 (306 amino acids)
Source: RefSeq, a predicted model, not a curated record